CUCCAUCACUAGACCCAUGCUAGACCUAGGUUGAGAAGAGAGCGAAGGAGGAGUAGUCUAGAAAUUAUUUUCAACUUCUGAAUUCUUCUCAUAUCUCUUUCUACGAGGAAACCAAAUAGAGUCUUGAAUUAUCUACGCAACAUUCUUGAGCUUUUCAACGUUGAAGAAACCGUACAACCAGCAACAUGUGUACAGGAAAAUGCUCUAAAGUCAUCGCGAUCCCGCUCUACAUCUUGGCGGGGGUCUCAAUCAUCUGUAACAUCAUUGCGUUCUUCCCCGGCUGGAAGACGAAUUACGCUGAGGAAGAAAGAGAAGGGAAGGGAGACCGGAUCACAGACGAGGUUAAAUAUAUGGGCGGGUUCAUCGGUGGCGGACUCAUGUGCCUUAUUCCAGCCAUCCACAUCCACCUGACCAGCAGUAAUGGUUGCUGUGCCAACCGCUGUGGGAUGUUCCUGUCCAUUGGGUUUGCUGCUGCUGGGGUUGUUGGAGCGCUGUACAGUUUGGCUACGUCUGCCCUGGUCCUGGCCAACGGGCCUGUCUGCUUAUUCUUGGCUCCAGGUGAAACAGUUCCAAAUUGGGGGAGGCCCUUCAUGAACAACAGCGGCAAUUACCUGGGCGAUAGUGAACUCUGGAAGACUUGUAAAGAGCCAGAGGAUGUUGUGCAGUUUAACAUCGGCCUGUUUGCCACUCUACUGGUGGCUGCUAGCCUGGAGCUGGUGCUGUGUGGAAUACAGAUGGUCAACGGACUGUUCGGAUGCAUCUGUGGUACCUGUGGCGGAAAGGAGUAGGAAAUGUGAUGAUCCAUGAUGACCAUCGACUGUGACCAUUUUUCAACCACGACCACUUGAGGACCGUAAAGAGCUGACCGCAGCAACCCCACCCUUAUACUAUCCUUCAUCAAGAGGAAUGAAUGGUUAUUGAAGAGUGGUUAUAUUCACUUUAUCUUUGCUCUGGGGCCUAUUUAUAAUAUACAUAGACUGCUUAGUGUAGGCUAUUAAAACACAUCAGUGAUUGUAAUAUGUAGCCUAUAGUCACGUUUGUAUAGGUAUGACAUUUGCUUGUUCUGUCAAUUGUAUGUUUCUCAUGUUUUAAUUGAAUUUUAUGCAGAUUUUAAUUUGUUUUAUUUUGUAAUAAAGACUGAAAAAUGUUUUA
Molecule: messenger RNA, 1152 nt
Organism: Coregonus clupeaformis (lake whitefish)
Lineage: Eukaryota; Metazoa; Chordata; Actinopteri; Salmoniformes; Salmonidae
Product: transmembrane 4 L6 family member 4
Exons: 5
Coding region: 186-788 (200 amino acids)
Cellular component (GO): membrane
Source: RefSeq, a predicted model, not a curated record